UUAGGGAGAAGGUCAUAAACAAUAAUAGAAGAAGAGUUUUGAGGAAAUCAAAUUAUUAAAAUAUUGGUCGCAUAAAAUGAGAAAAAAUAAAUAGUUACUCUAAAGCCUGUCGUGGUAUUUUGUACAGCAGUGAAAUAGACGAUUAGUGAUUCAAAGAUAAUGUGUCAUGUAGGCUAUCUGAGGUGACACCGUAAACAGAUACGGUGUUUCAACAUCAUCUGCAGCUGUGAGCUCACUAACCAGGAAGCAGCAGCUCCUAUUCCGGAGAAAACACACCUGUGAAAUAAGAUCUCGAAGGUGGAUACCUGCUUCCACCUUCUGCCCUGAGCCGAUGGGACGACCGGGAGUAACGGAUCGUCUAUAGAUCUCAUCCGUAACGUUAGACGGCGGUGAUGAAGGCAGGUUGCCGCCGGGAACUAACCAUACGUCUCUCUGUCAGCUGUUUGUCCCGUUGUGUCGGUCUAAUUUAACAUUAUCAUCACGUCAGGUUUGCGGGUUUAGCUUUUUUAUUACAGCUGCUUUAGGUCGUUGCCAUGCUGUUGUCACAUUUGGAGGUAUGGAGAACAUGUUGGGAGUGUGUUUCCAGACCUUACACAGUACUCCUCUGCUCCCUCACGGCCGCAUUGUACUAUCUGUGGGGCCGCAAGAGUCAGACACCAGCCCUGGUUUGUAGCAAGGCAUUCAGUGUGUUCCUCCACAAGCACUGUCCUGUGGUGGCUGAGAGAUUCAGUCCCACGCCAUGGUGCUGGGGAGGCCGGUUUCAAACCCUGGUCUGUGCCCUCAUCAAGUCCAGACCUGCCGUCGCUUAUCGCACUGAGCUCAUCCGUACAGUUGAUGGUGGUCAGAUUUCUCUGGACUGGUUGGACAAUCAGGCCAGUAAGGCCUACCCAGAAUCCUCGACUCGCCCCACAGUGCUGAUCCUCCCUGGCCUGACAGGGAACAGUCAGCAAUCCUACGUGCUCCAUGCUGUUUGCCAGGCCAGUCGCCACGGCUACAGAUGUGUGGUCUUCCACAAUAGAGGGUUUGGAGGGGAAGAGUUGCUUACGCCUGUUACCUACUGCGCAGCCAGUACCUCAGAUCUUGAGUGUGUGGUGGAUCAUGUCAAAGGACUUUAUCCAAAAGCUCCUGUGCUUGGUGCUGGUGUGUCUAUGGGAGGCAUGUUACUAUUAAACUACUUGGCCCGUAAGCGCACAGAGUCAGGUAUGGUGGCAGGAUUUACCAUCUCUGUCCCCUGGGAUGCGCAGAAGUCCUCUGUUUCCAUGGAAGAACCGCUCAACUGGCUGCUGUUCAACAAAUACCUCACCAGUGGCCUGUGUCGUGCUGUCAACAGGCAUAGGAAGAUUCUGGAGAAAGUGGUGGAUGUUGAUUACGUGCUGAAGGCGCGUACUAUCCGGCAGUUUGACGAACGCUUCACCUCGUUGCUGUUUGGUUAUAAAUCUUGUAUGGACUACUACCGCGAUGCCAGCCCAGGAAGAAAACUCCCCAACACAGCAAUACCCAUCUUGUGUCUCAAUGCUGCUGAUGAUCCUUUCUCCCCUCAGCAUGCCUUUCCCUUGACCACAGUCCAAGGUCUGCCUAACGUUGCUCUUGUGAUGACGGACCACGGUGGACACAUAGCCUUCCUGCAGGGUUUGUUUCCGCGUGGCGAGAGCUACAUGGAGCGCCUGUUCAGCCAGUUCGUCCACGCAGUUUUUGAACACCCGACAGACAUCAAGAAAGCUUGUUGCAUCGAGGAAGAAGAGAUGAGCUCAUCUUCUUGCUGAAUACCAGAAUGACUGCAUGAAUGAAUUCAAGUGAAGCAGUAGAACAACAGAUUACAACAAAUUCCAUCGCUUAGCUUUGCAUGGCAUGCUGCUAUCACAGAAAUGUCUUGGUCGCUUGCGUAGAGAAUGACCAACUGUAUUGUACAAUCACAUGACCUCACUGCAGCUAUGUGAAUCUACCUCGCCGUCUCGUCUCAGGUUCUCUUUCAGCGAGCAAUUAAGGUUUAAAAAAAGUAGACGAUUCCGAAAUCAAGCUGUGAACACUACUACAUCAAGUAUUUUAAAACAUUUAGAUCAAACUGACAAGCUGAUG
Scomber japonicus (chub mackerel) is the source of this 2076-nucleotide messenger RNA. RefSeq names its product phospholipase ABHD3-like. The coding region runs from base 534 to 1763 and encodes 409 amino acids. NCBI's taxonomy places the organism in Eukaryota, Metazoa, Chordata, Actinopteri, Scombriformes, Scombridae. Gene Ontology annotation, molecular function: monoacylglycerol lipase activity; acetylesterase activity. The record is from RefSeq and is a predicted model, not a curated record. Gene Ontology annotation, biological process: medium-chain fatty acid biosynthetic process; medium-chain fatty acid catabolic process. The transcript is spliced from 9 exons.